GGUUCCAUCCAUUCGACUCGUAAGAUGGCGGACCGGCGGCGAAGGAGGAGGCGCGCGUCCCAGGACAGCGAGGACGACGACGAGUCCGGCUCAGGUUCAGAUAGCGGGAGAUCGGGAUCCCCUGCGACAAAGAGCCGGGGGCGAGAUACCGAACCCGUGGAGGCUACCGCGAGCCGGACCGAGGCGAAGAAUGACGUGGAGUCCGAGUGUGAGAGUGAAGACGAGGCCGGAGAAGCUGUCCUCUCGGACUACGACAGUGCAGAUCCGGAGGAAAAUGGCUCCCACUCAGAGGGGGUGGAGGAGGAAGAGGAGGGAUACAGUGAAGAAGAAGCUCCAGUAGCAGCCAGUGAGUCCAAACCUGCUGCUGCUGAUGGCCCAACACAAGGAGAGGAGGAGGAGGAGCAGGCUGAAGAGGAGAAGGCAGAGGGGGAGGGAGGAGGAGCUAAAGAGGAGAGCAAAGCUGAGGAGAAAGGAAACCUAGCAGGAGAGAGGCAGAGCGGUGAUGGACAGGAGUCCACAGACGAUCCCGAGACGAAGGCGGGCGGGAAACCUGGUCAGCAGCUCGAUGACGACGAGGACCGAAAGAAUCCGGCUUACAUCCCCAGGAAGGGCCUGUUCUUCGAGCAUGACGUCCGUGGUCACGCUCAGGAGGAAGAGCGGCCGAAGGGCAGAAACAGGAAGCUGUGGAAGGACGAGGGACGCUGGGAGCACGACAGGUUCAGAGAGGAGGAGCAGGCGCCGAAGAGCCGCGAGGAGCUCAUCGCCAUCUACGGUUACGACAUCCGCAACGGUGGUGGCGGUGGCCCGGGAGACCGAACGUUCAGACAGCGGAGGCCCCGACGGAGUUCAUCUCCCGGCCGAGACAAACGGUGGGGGGACGGAGGAGAGCGCCCCGUCCGGUCCUGGCAGAGUGGAGGAAGAGGUCUGAACCGAGGAGGACCUCCUCCACCUUCCUCCAUGCCUCCCUCCUCUUCACCAUCUGCCUUUCCUCCUCUCACCGCCACUCAGCGUAGCAGCAACCCCUCCAGAGCGCCGCAUCCCCGCAGCAGACCGCCCCACCCAAGCCAAACUCAGUCGCAGUACAGGAAUAAUGAAUCAAACGCGCCUCAGACGCACCCCAGAGAACGGCCGGGUCCUAAGGAGCCUGCAGGAGAGAGGGGUGUGGCCAGUAGGGGGGGGCGGGGUGGAGGAGGAAGAGGAGGCUCCUCCGUGGUCAUCGAGGAUGUUUCUGAUAGUCAGACCGGUUCUGGAGAACAGGAUCUGGGUCCCGGAUCUACGGCUGCAUCGUCACAGCCGGGUGGGUACCGGUCGUCUUCCCCGAGGCGGCAGCAGGAGCAUCGGUCUGCAUCUGGAUUGGCUGCCUCCGCCUCUGACCCCUCCCUACAGUCAUCAGCAACAGCAGCCAAUCGGGAAGCUUCGCCUCCUCCUGAGAGGCCGGUCGAGAGGAAAUCGUAUUCGCUGGCUCGUAGGACUCGCUCCCGCCCCGCAGACCUGGGCAGCAAACAGGCCUCCGUGGAGGAGUCUGCAACCGCAGGCAACGCCUCCUCCCCCAGCAGCGGGGGAGGGAAGAGCUGGGUGGGAGGAGGCGAAGGGGGGAGCCAGGCGGGAGGAGGGGGAGGGUUGGCAGAGCUGGACCAGGACGUGGCUCGACUCAGUUUGACCCGACAGAACUGGAGUCAGAGUCCCACGUCGUACAUGCGCUCCGAGAUGAGAGGCCUUCCAAACCCCAUCCACAUGCCCGGUGGGCCGCCGCAGUUUUCCAGCAUGGAGGAGAUGGGCGUCAGCUCCAACCGGGCCAAACGCUACUCCUCCCAACGCCAGAGAGCCGUACCCGAGCCAGCACCACCCAUGCACCUGGGAGUGAUGGAGGGACACUACUACGAGCCCAUGUCGUACCAGGGACCAAUCUACGCUCACGGUGAAGGCCCCGCCCCCAUCCCGCCCCAAGGCAUGCUGGUCCAGCCUGAGAUGCACAUCCCUCAUCCCGGUCUACAUCCACACCAAUCAGGUGGCCCCAUCACUAACCCCACCCUCUACGGAGGCCCGCCUGUGUCUCUGUCGCCAGGGCAACCACAGCAGCUGCUGCCACCGCCACCUUUCUACCCUCCACCAGGAGUCAUGACCUUCCCGUACCCCACCAUGUACCCGAACCCUCAGGGUCAGGCCCAGGUGACCUACGGUGGCGUGACCUACUACGACACGAUGCAGCAGCAGGCCCAGCCCAAACCCUCGCCCCCCCGCCGCACGUCCCAGCCCGUCACCGUCAAACCGCCUCCUCCAGAGGUGCCCUUUGCCUCAGAGUGACCCCGCCCCUCUCUCCUCUCCGCCACCCGGACCUCAGCCCCACCCUGACCUGGACACUACAGGAGCAGGGUGGGAGGGUCCCAAACAGCAACCACCGCCAUCAACGAAGGGGGGGGCGGGGCCAGACGGAGGCGGAGACCCACAGCAUCACCGGUGGACGACCACUUUUCCUUUCCCCCUCUGUGGCGACCAGACCGUGACCUCAGUCGCCAGAAAGACUCCGAACCGAGGACGUAAACGGCGUGGAACUCACAGCUGUUGGUGCUUCGCAGGUGUGAAUGUCCGGAUAAAAGUAGUUUUCUGUUGAAGCUCUGAGUCGAGCUGCACCCUGGAAACCAUGUUUAGGUUGUGUUAACGGUUUAUUUCCAUCCAUCGCGGCGAGUUAACGAGACGGAGGGUCCGACCCGUGUCGCCAUGUUUCCACGUUGCCGUGACGUUACAGGAGGUGGGUGUGUCUGCGCUCACGCCUCUGUUCCAGUUACUCUCCAGUGUUCAGCCUCAUCCUCCAAUCUCGUACAGCCGGUUCAGGCUGGAAUUUUGGGUCCAAAGCUGCUAGGAAUUAUGGAGGGAAAAGGUCCUGUGUCGACGUUUCUGGUUUCAUGAGCAGAGUUGUGAUUGAAGUUUUUGUGUCAUUUCCUGAGACGUUCGACUCCACGGCGAGGACACGUUCAACAGAUUCCGCCUCGAUUAACUUUAGUUACCGACCAGAACUCAGACAUGAAGAUCCAUAUUUACACAGAACAUGAGAGAAAUCUGGGAAACGCUGUAAUUAUAUCUAAUAUCUUUAACACUGCAGUUAUCACAGGCUUUUAUACAACUUAUAAACUCAUUUUACACAAAGUCUGAAACGAAUUUAACCCUUUCAGGCCAUUUUCCCUCCAUUCCUUCCCUCCGUUCCUGGCCUCUGUUCUGGUUUCGUUUCCUCAUAUCAUCAUAAAUUCCAGUUUUUCAUAGAGGUUAUCAGAACCAAUUUCCUACACGUUCAGGUCAUUAGAGGACAAAAAUGUCCUCCUUAAAAAACUGCUGAUUAUUUUUCAAAAAAUAUUGAAUUAACUUCAGUCCUGAUCAAAGCGAUCACCUAUAUAAUAACUUUAUUUAAACCGUUUAAUUGCCAGUAAACAAUUUGUGUCAUAAAACUGGCAUUUAACUGGUUAUUAUUAUUUGACUUUUAUUUUGUACUUAAGUUGAUUUUAACAAAAAAAUGGUAAAAAUAUUGAUCUUUGAAUUUUUUAUCGCAGUUUUUGAGAGAUUAGUUUUUUUUUGUCCUCUAAGAACCCGAAAUGGUUGUAAAUUAUUAAUCUAAUCUUAAAAAAGACACUGCAGAUAAACAAAUCAUCAAAAUAAAUUUGUUGUAAAGUUAACACCUUAAAUAAAAUCUCAAACACCCAAAAUCUAAUUUAUGGUAAAAAAAAAAAAAAAAUCUUUGUUUUUUUUUCCCAUUAAAUUGGGAAUAAAAGAGUUCAAACUCACUGGAAAAUUCCAUGUUUGGUGUCUGGAAUAUUUAAGGAAAAAACAGGAAAAAUAUAAACCUGCCAUGUUUCUACAGCAGUUUUGGGAGAGGACUUUUUUUUUUUUUAUCCUCCGAUGACCUGAAAGGGUGGUAAACGAAAGCGACCCAGAAGGUUUAAUCUCAGUUUAAUCCCUUUUUCUCCCCAUUAAUGCUUCGCUUUGCUUCUUGUGCCGGAACCGAACCAUGUAGUGAACCAUCGAGAUAAAUGAUGCAGCAGUUUGAGGACGAGCUUUUUCAGUUUUUCUGUUCUAGUUUAGUUUCAGCUUAGCUAAAGCAGAGCAGCUUCUCAGCAUCAUGACCGCCUCCAGGCCUCCGCUGUUGCCAUGGUGAUCGAUGCUCGCGCCAUAGUUUGUUUCACGGCACAAAAACCAAACUCGAGUCAAACGAUCAUCUCAAAACGAAGCUAAUCGAUGAGAUCACAGUCGUGUCGCCAUGGAAACCUUCUUAGAUUUUCCAGCUAUGUUUUUUCCCAAAGUCGGGAAAUCGUCACGAACGUUAAAUGUUUUCUGAUAGAUGGAUAAAUAAAUAAAUGAGGAAAUCUGUGAGCUGAUGUAAACCGUCGCCAUCUUCAGCCAGAACUCACUCGCUUUUUGCACAUGUACAAAUUCAAUCCUCAAAAUUCACAUGAAUCAAACCUCCUUCCUUUAGAGAUGCUGCUGCCAUGGCAACAGGUCAUAGAGUUGGGCGAGCUGCGUUUAACGUUGCUGUACAUAGAAACCUCCAGGUGUAAAUAAAAGCUGGAAGAGAUGAACUAAAGCAGAUUCUAACAGUCGCAUCGGCAGGGACCUCGAAUGCUAGCGAUGGAUGGAUUUCAUUUAGAGAGAAGCAGCGUCGAUAAGCUGCGAGGCUUUACUUUCAUUUUCCUUUAAAUAUCACUUUUUUUUAUUCGUAGUGAAUGCAGUCGCGCCGUGCGGACGGCCGGCAGGUGUUUUUGUUUUCAUGUUUUCAACGUUGGGACAGGAAGACGAAGGAAAGCUGUAACUAACACGUUGUCAUCGGUUCUGCAGAAAUGCUUCAACAGUUACCUUCAAAGUUUGUUCUUUAGUUUCUCUGUCAUGUUUUUGUUUUCUGUUGAAAUGUUUGUGAUUUGAUGUCAGAUUAAAUUGUUUCUCCUUCA
This is a messenger RNA of Melanotaenia boesemani (Boeseman's rainbowfish), 4931 nucleotides long. It is a transcript of the gene casc3, whose product is annotated as casc3 exon junction complex subunit. Gene Ontology annotation, molecular function: mRNA binding. NCBI's taxonomy places the organism in Eukaryota, Metazoa, Chordata, Actinopteri, Atheriniformes, Melanotaeniidae. The record is from RefSeq and is a predicted model, not a curated record. The transcript has 12 exons. The coding region runs from base 25 to 2304 and encodes 759 amino acids. Gene Ontology annotation, biological process: mRNA processing. Gene Ontology annotation, cellular component: exon-exon junction complex.